Messenger RNA from Neltuma alba, 2047 nucleotides. Its product is annotated as 5-dehydro-2-deoxygluconokinase. NCBI's taxonomy places the organism in Eukaryota, Viridiplantae, Streptophyta, Magnoliopsida, Fabales, Fabaceae. The transcript is spliced from 5 exons. The coding region runs from base 152 to 1591 and encodes 479 amino acids. The record is from RefSeq and is a predicted model, not a curated record.
AUCAGCUAAUAUGGUCAUCGGAUGAAUAUCGCUGGGCUUCUCCGUCUCGUUUCUGCGAAUGGCAAAUUUAAUCUGUUUAUGUUUCUGAGGUCGCCUCCCUCCUUUCCGCUAGCCUCACCGGGAUAUCGUAACGCGUUAUUGGCUUGGCUGAAUGCAUCUCCAUCCACAAGCCCUCAAAACCUCCAUUGCCUCCCAUGGACCUUCCUCACCCGCCACAUGUCGUCGAAACCCUUCCCUGAUUUCCCCUUUCUCUCGCCCCCACUCCGUUUUCGCUCGCAACGGCGUCCAAAUCUCUCUGCCCAGACUCUUCUCUGCCUCAAUCGCCUCUGUUCCCUACGCUACCGAAAACGAUUGGAAGUUGAGGAGCUCUGUGAUCAAGGAUAACGAUGUUGCGACUCUGGGGAACCUGUGUGUCGACAUUGUGCUCAACGUCCCUCAGUUGCCGCCUCCCUCCGUCGAGGAACGCAUGGCAUUCAUGAAACAGUUGUCGGCUUCUCCACCUGACAAGAAAUACUGGGAAGCUGGCGGGAACUGCAAUAUGGCUAUAGCAGCAUCAAGACUGGGACUUAGCUGCAUUGCAAUUGGUCAUGUGGGCAAUGAGGUAUAUGGGAAGUUUUUGCUUGAUGUGCUUGAUGAUGAGGGCAUUAGGAUGGUACAAAUGAGUGAUAACGCUGAUGUUGCCAGCGUCGCCGGUGCCUCACAUGAAACACUUUUAUGCUGGGUUCUUGUUGAUCCUUUACAAAAACACGGUUUUUGUAGUCCGGCUGAUUUUAGCAAGGAGCCUGCAUUUCAUUGGAUGAAGCAAUUGUCCACAGAAGUAAAGGCGGCUAUUAAAAAGUCAAAAGUCUUAUUUUGUAAUGGAUAUGGCUUCGAUGAGCUCUCUCCUGGUUUACUAAUCUCGGCAGUGGAAUGUGCUGUUGAAGCUGGCACAGCAAUCUUCUUUGAUCCUGGGCCACGUGGGAGGAGUCUUUCAACUGGGACAUCAGAAGAACAAAGAGCACUUCACCACUUUCUGAGGAUGAGUGAUGUUCUUCUUCUAACUUCUGACGAGGCUGAAUCUUUAACUGGCAUAGGAAAUCCAAUAUUAGCAGGGCAAGAGUUGCUUGAAAGAGGGAUCCGCACAAAAUGGGUGAUUGUGAAAAUAGGUUCCAGAGGAUCACUCCUAAUAUCUAAGUCGAGUAUAGCUUGUGCGCCUGCAUUCAAGGCCAAUGUUAUUGACACCGUUGGAUGUGGGGACAGUUUUGUAGCUCCCAUUGCAUACGGUUUUAUAAAUAAGAUGCCGAUGGUUAAUACGUUAGCAAUAGCAAAUGCAGUGGGCGCUGCCACUGCAAUGGGUUGUGGAGCUGGUAGGAAUGUAGCUACACUGGAUAAAGUUACAGAUAUAUUGCGAUCAUCAAACCUUAACGUGGAUGAUGAAUUUUGGAAUGACCUACUUGAAAAGAACGUGGAUGCUCGGGAAAUAGUAUUUCUGUCAAAUGAUGUGGUCAUCGGAAAAAGAAAUCAGCUCAAACAUGUCUCCUUCAAUAAGGUUGCCUCUGAAUUGUUGCCCAGGUUCAAAUUUCCCCAGCUGGAGGAGAAAGUGCUUUCUUGACAGAUUUUUGGAUGAAAUCCAUUGAAAUUAAAAGCGAUUCAAUUCCCCCCUGAUUAUCAGAGCGCUUUCUGCUUUCACUUCAUUUUAGCACAAGCCCUGCAGUGAGUUAUUAUUGCAGAAGAGUUCAUCCUCCGUCUUGGUUGCGUUGGAAUGAUUGUUGAAAAGGCACUGCAUUGAGGAAAAGUAUACGGAAUCCCGUGGUUAGCUGCUUAUCGACUAUUUUAACUGAUCGCUGCAUUUGAAAACGGAGCGAUACGAUAUUGCUCUGAUAUCCAAUACCCUUUAAUAAUGUUUUGGGCCGAAAUUCUAACACCUUUGACAGAUCCUAAUUUUUCACCACUGCGGAGGAUCCAAGCUUAGACAUGGAUUCCUCCCCACCCGGGGCAACUGCAUAUCAGUGUAUCGUGAAAAAUUAUUGGCGGUGCAGAGGAAAAAUUUUGUUUUUAUGGCUUUGAA